AUGAAGUACUCUACGACCCUUAUUCCUGUCUUUGCUCUCGCCUCUCUUGCGGCCUCUAUUGAGACUCGACAGAGCAAGAAACUACCUUGGAAGAAAGGAGUGAACACUAUUGAAUGCGGACCCUGGGGGAUUGACGAAUAUCUAUGCGGUACAGAACUAUUCUGCGAGAUGAUCAAUUACCCACGUGUGGAAGCAUGCGAAAAUCCCCAAGGCUGGAAGACGCCUCAAGAGUGCUUCGACGCCCAUGAAGCGAAGCCUUCCAAGGAGAAGUGCAACAAAAUACGCAGGGACGCACUCGAUCAAUGCAGAGAGAAGUCUAAAUUCCAAGAGUGCAUAACCAAAGGUCAAGAUGCAUUUAAAGAGUGCCUGGGUUUUCAAAAAAUCCAGUCGACAAAGGAGCGAGAAGCAGAAUUGCGUGCUAAAGGCUGUGAGGUAUAG
Metarhizium brunneum ARSEF 3297 is the source of this 438-nucleotide messenger RNA. The record is from RefSeq and is a predicted model, not a curated record. Lineage: Eukaryota; Fungi; Ascomycota; Sordariomycetes; Hypocreales; Clavicipitaceae.